UUUUCUGCAGGCAUCGGCUUUCUGCGAGGCUUCCAGGUGUCCUUGAAGUCCUUAAGAAGGUCCGAUAUUACCUGUCAACUUUUUCUCUUCCAGACAAACCUGAACUUCCAGCGUCCCAUGCUGAAAAGUGUUGCCGCUUGUUUUGACUUGUGCCGACGCUAAAGGUUUGACAGAAAAAUGCGGAUCGCACUGUUGGUGUCCGGUUGCCUGUUCGUGUUUGCUGAUCUCCAGUCUUCGAAUCCUGGGAACUGUUCCCUGACGUGCAUUCGCCAGGGAGGACCAGGAUGUCACUAUUGCCGGAUAAGCAACGAUGAAGUGGACCAAGUGCUGGGCUUGAAGUAUAGAAGUACUUUGGGAAGUUGUACUCCUUGGCCAUGCCUUCAACUGCUGGCAGAAGAGGACCCUGUAAUGUGUCAACACUUCGUUCCAGCACCGCACGACAUCAAGAUUGAGUUUGUAUCCAGCACAGACCUUCAUUCGGAUGCUGUGGUGAUCUCCUGGAGGCCCAGUGAACAUGGUAUCAAAUUCUUGCGAGGCUUCCAAGUGUCCUUGCAGUCCUUAAGAAGGUCCGAUCUUGCCUGUCAUCUUUUUCUCUUUCAGCAAAACCUCACAGUCCCAACUUCAUACGCUCAAAAGGUGUACAAGUCGGACGUUUUCUCGGGCCUCUCUCUUGGCUCCAAAUAUGCUGUGACCGUCAUGGCCCUGCCUGUGCCUCAGGAGUGGGAGAAGUACUAUCACAGCAAGAUCUUCUCCACACGCUCGUGUGAAGAGAAAAGUGGUUUUCCCGAGUGCAAAGCAGACUGGUACCCCAAGUAUGUUGCUGUGCAGCAAAAAGAGGCCGUGGUCAUCGUCACCUUCAACCUGGCUCCUCCUAUCAUGGGCAUCACGAGCUACUUCUGCAUCUGUACAGCAAACGGCAAGACGACAUCCAGGGACAUAAUUCCUAAUGUCUCCAGAAACAAAACACACCACAACUUCGCACUCAGAGACCUCGAAGAAGGAAGUAAUUACACAUGCGAGAUUGCAGCCAAUCAAGCAGACGCAGUGAGGAAAAAAUACAACAUCUAUGUCAAGAAGCGAGAAGCUACAUUGGGACGUCACAGCUUUCCCUACUGGAGUCUGGUGUUCCUUUUCGUGUUUGCCGGGGCGACUAUUUACGCUGUCACCCUGGCUAUGUUCACCCGUAACUGCUACACACAAACAAAGAAACCUAUCAUCGAUCCAGAAAACCUUAUAAAGGAAGGGACGAAGAUGAAUGAAGAAGGGCCCCGAGCGGACGUACCGUGUGACGAGCAGGUCCGCAGACCCGAGACCCGGCAGCAGGGGACAAUUUGCGGCGUGGUGUAAAAACGAUACAUUUGACAAAAAAAAGGCAAACUUUUUUUUUGCACUUCCAUAUAUUCACUUAUGGCAGGGGUCGGCAACCCGCGGCUCCGGAGCCGCAUGCGGCUCUUUGAUCAUUCUGAUGCGGCUCAGCUACAUACUUGCUGACUCCCCCAAUUUCCCGGGAGACAUCCUGAUUUUGGUGCCUCUUGCAGAAACCUCCCGGGAUUAAUAUCCUCCAACAUUCACCCUAACAAUGAUGAUAAUGUCACCCCGACAAUGAUGAUAGGGGCGUGCCGUGAUGGUACAGCAUUUAGCGCCCUUUACAAUCUGUAUUAAUAGCGUGCCAGCUCAGUAACUUUUUACUGCAUCUUUUGCUUGCACACGUAAACGACAGCCAGGCAUACUUGAUCGACAGCCACACAGGUUACACUGACGGUGUCUAUAUAA
Nerophis lumbriciformis (worm pipefish) is the source of this 1773-nucleotide messenger RNA. Its product is annotated as interleukin-17 receptor D-like. NCBI's taxonomy places the organism in Eukaryota, Metazoa, Chordata, Actinopteri, Syngnathiformes, Syngnathidae. Gene Ontology annotation, molecular function: protein binding; interleukin-17 receptor activity. The record is from RefSeq and is a predicted model, not a curated record.